Molecule: messenger RNA, 2221 nt
Organism: Tetranychus urticae (two-spotted spider mite)
Lineage: Eukaryota; Metazoa; Arthropoda; Arachnida; Trombidiformes; Tetranychidae
Product: protein NDRG3
Source: RefSeq, a predicted model, not a curated record
GUUUUUUCACCUUUAUUAGUUGGUCUGGUGAGAAAUAAAUUUAAAAUUUGUUGGUUCAUCGAAUAUUAAACUCUGUUGACACUUUAAGAUGGACAUUGAAUUGUUAAAUGUUCAAGCUACAUCACCUUUGAUUCGAAGUUUGGCUUCUGAUGAUGAUAGUUACACCUUGGAUCAAAUUGAGACUCAUUAUGGAACCAUUUUGGUUGCCAAGCAAGGAGCCGAUCAAAAACAGAAUAAACCAGUUAUCUUGACUUACCACGAUAUUGGAUUAAACCAUGUCUCCAAUUUCCAAGCUUUCUUUAAUUACAUGGAUAUGAGGCUGCUCUUGCAAAGUUUUACCUUGAUUCAUAUCAAUGCUCCUGGACAGGAAGAAAAUGCUGCUCCUCUGCCUGAAUCGUUUAUUUACCCAACUAUGGAUCAAUUGGCUGAACAGAUAGAAGCUGUUUGCAAAUUUUAUGGAAUCAAAAAUUUCAUUGGUUUCGGUGUCGGUGCUGGAGCUAACAUUUUAUCCCGAUUCGCCUUGAGAAAUCCUAGUUAUGUUGAUGGUCUUUUCCUUGUAAAUAGUUCAGCUUCUCAAUCAUCCUGGUCUGAAUACAUUUACCAGAAGAUGAAUAUUUAUUAUCUGAAUAGUGCAACUUUGGUUGCUGGAACUACAUUUCCACAAUCUGUUCAAGACUAUCUUCUUUGGUACCAUUUUGGACGAAUCACUGAAGAUCGCAAUAGAGAUCUGAUUGAAGUUUACCGUAAAUAUUUCUCUGGUCAAUCCAUUAACCCUAGGAAUCUUUCUCUCUUUCUUGAUUCUUACAUUCGCCGCACCGAUUUGGGUAUUGUUCGAGGAGAUAAAGAGAAAAACUUUAGAUGCUCAGUUCUCUUAUUAUGUGCUAAUUUGUCGCCCCAUGUUGAUGAUACAGUUGCCAUGAACUCUCGAUUGAAUCCAGAAAAUUCAACCUGGAUGAAGCUAUCUGAUAGUGGUAUGGCACUGGAAGAGCAACCUGGAAAGGUGGCUGAAGCACUGAGACUGUUCAUUCAGGGGUUAGGAUAUGCUUUAACAUUAUUUGAAAGACGUCGUUCAUCUCUACGUAAAAUGAGUCUCAAUUCAGAUGGAAGGGACAGCAAUUCGUCGUCCAGAAAAAACUCCUUCAAUCAACUGGAUCAACCGAUUAACGGUCGUCAUUCUGGAGAGUCAUCAUCACCUUGAAUCGUAUUUGGUGCCCCUUUUUAUCCUGUCGAUGUCCGUAUGCAACGUGAAUUUGAACCAAAAUGGCAACAAAGUAUGCUUCGAUCUCUAACUUCAUUUUUAUCAUCUUUACAUAAUCGUCAUCCUUGUGAUUCUUCAUCAUAUUCAUCAAAUGUCACCCUAAAUACCUGUCACCCCAUUUGUUCAUCAAACCAACACAUCAAAGUGGAGCUCACUUGUAUUCAACUUUGGAACCAAAAUCAACUUCAUUCAUUCGGUGAAUAGGAACAAAAUUAAAGUACCAAUCAGCCAAUUUUUUAUGCAUUUAAACAAUUCUGUACCUUCCUAUCAACUCAUCAAAAAAAACUUGCACCAUGGCAUUUCUAUUGCACUUUAUCCUCUAUCUCUCUCGCUAAUUAAUUUUAUCAUCUUUCUCAUCAUUCCUUACAAAAUGUGCUUCCCUAAUCCUUUCCCAAAUACAAAUCCUGACAUCUUUUCCUCUCAUCUCACCAAUCUUACGGUCAACUAUAAACCUUUUGUUUUAAAAAGCUUUGCGGCUUGGUUAAAAAGAAACUUCAUCAUGACACCAAAAACACAUGAUCAUAUCUUCAAGAAACCAUCUCUAUUGACUAGAAAUAUUAGUCAAGAUAUCUUCCUGGAAAUUUUUUGUACCUGAUGAACAAAAAUAUAUUUAAGUCUGAAAACAUUUGUACCUGUGGAAUAAAACCCAAGCCGAGUGAAACAAACAACUAAUGGGAAAAUAAAAGCUAAAUAUAAUGAACAAAAGCAAUUACGCCUCAAACUUAUGCAUAAAAUUUUGUAAAACUGUGUCGAUUUAUUCUGGUCUCAACCCAUCCCGAUGAAAAUACAAAAGAUUCGCAUAGUGAAUGGGAAACACUGAAAGCAAAGCAAACAAGUGGAUUAUCAAAAAGUGAUACUUUUUGCAGAAUGUUUUAUCAUGGUUAAAGAUUAAUAUCACCAUCAUGAAUUUGGAUUUGCUUUUCAAGAUAAUUCAUGAGGUAAUAAAACAAGUUUUCAAGAAAA